GAAUCUACAGCAAUUCCUUCACUUAGUAGGUCUACUGAUUGUAAUCUUAUCACCCAUGGCCUCUAUGCCAAGAAGAGGCUACCAUUAAAGUAUGUGUCACUAUUGGUUUUAACUCUACAAAAUGCAGCUCUUAUAUUGGUCAUGCGCUACACACGGACACGGACAGGUGAUAUGUUUGUAUCAUCGACAGCUGUGGUCAUGUCAGAGAUGUGUAAAUUCUUUACCUGUGUGGUCAUCAUAACUGUCCAAGAAGGAGGCUUUAGGAACUUUCUAAGUGUAGUAAAAAAAGAUAUAAUCGAUGAACCGUUGGACUGUGUGAAAGUAUGUGUGCCUUCAAUAGUUUAUAUAGUACAAAAUAAUCUCCUGUAUUUAGCGGUUUCUAAUCUUGAUGCUGCAACAUUUCAGGUGACAUAUCAACUGAAAAUUUUAACAACAGCAAUAUUUUCUGUGUUUAUGCUAAAGAGAGAAAUAGCCAAAUUACAAUGGGUGUCGUUAUUAAUACUUUUUGCAGGUGUUUCAGUCGUCCAGCUCCAGGCAGAUAGUAAUAAUACCAAGACACCUACUGUAAUGCAGAAUCCUUUCAAAGGACUUGUAGCUGUAGUCAUUUCCUGUGUUCUGUCUGGGUUUGCCGGUGUUUACUUUGAAAAAAUUCUAAAAGGAACCAGGCAGUCGGUUUGGAUCCGCAACAUCCAAUUAAGUGUCUUUGGCGUCAUCGUUGGACUAUUUACCAUGGAGAUCAAAGAUGGCACAUCCGUUCACGAGAAAGGAUUUUAUUUUGGAUACACAUGGCUUGUUUGCCUGGUAAUUGCUUUACAAAGUUUUGGUGGAUUAGUUGUGGCUGUAGUCGUGAAAUACGCUGACAACAUUUUAAAAGGAUUUGCCACGUCUGCAUCUAUAGUAUUAUCAUGUAUAGCUUCCAUUUAUUUCUUUGACUUUCAGCUGACCUUACAGUUUACCGUUGGUGCUCUAUUUGUAAUGCUGGCAGUUUAUAUGUAUAGUAAGUUUGUACCUUUACCAAAAGAAAAACCUCUCAAUUUUUAAAGAAAAAUUUGGGAGGAGACAAAAUUGUACAUGCAUCGAUCAGAAUCCAUUAAUUAUUAGUGAGGAAAAGAUCUUUUCAUUAUCACUUGCAAUUACAUCAUAAAAGCUUAUGAGGAGCUUUGAGGGAACUGUUAUUCUUUCAUAAAGUAGAAAAUUGGGGCUUCAGAUAAUUAUAUUUAUUUUGUUUUGUAUUUGCUAAAAUAAUUAUUUCAUUUAUAUGUCUAUAUUAUAUUUAUUUUAUGAUCCUAUCUUAUUUUGUCAUCAAUAAUUAGAUCAUGUCUGUUGUACAGAUAUUUGAAUGUUCAGUUGUUCAGCACAAAAUGUAAACAUCUGUGGCAGACUUAAUGGAGUUUAUUCUAAAGUCGGACGCAUAUUGUUUCAAAUAAAAACAAAACGGAAAAUAAAAUGUGUAGCUGUUCUUUUUCGUAUUGAUGUGUGACGAUUAAAAACUGUUUAGCCCAAUGUUUAUUGUUUAUCUAAAUGAGAUUGCAUUCAACCAGUUAUAUUGAAUUGUAUUGUGUCAUUCAAAAUGACGACUCCUAUGGAAGUUACUGAGUCUGAGGAAAUUCCCCUUGAAGGACAUUACUUCUGUAAAAUUCAAAGAACUAGGGGAAUUUUGUAAAAUUUAAUGUAAGCCACUAUUUUGAAAUUAUGUGAUUUUUUUGAUUUUCUUUGUUGUUUCAUGGUUUUUUUUGGUAGUAUGCAGUUUGUUUUUGUUGUACUUGAUAAACAAGAAACGUUAGCUACAAAAAUCUGUUUCUGUUUAUUUGAAUCCGUGUGUGUCUGACUGAACACUAACAGUUCAUAUUAAAUUUGUUUAAUAAUUCAUCUGUAAUAUUCAAAUCGAUUAGACAGGUUUUCUAGGAAAUGAAAUUAACUAAGGUAAGUGUAACAUAUGAUAAUGAUAGAACAAUAGAUUUUGUUCUAAUCUUCUAUUCACCGCUUUUUCAACAAUAUUUUAAGAUAGUUAAUGGUUAUUACAUGGAAUAGAUAAACACCUAAACCUUUUGUAAGUUUGAUUAGAUUAAAAUGAUUGAUACCUUCAUCAGAUUUUAUCCAAUCAGAUUAAAUGUUAAAUUUCAUUUCCAAUCUAAUUAAAAUGCAAAUCUUAAUUCUUCUCGUUUUGAUUUUGUUGUCUUCAUGACUUAAAGAGUUUUUAAAUAAAACGUGUUUUGUUUGAUGUGGAGGGUUCUGUUUAGUCGAGCUUUGCAUAAGCUGUUCACAGCAUUUUGGAAGUAACCCUGAAAUUUAGAUAUAGUAUCUAUAUGACCAAUGAGGUGAUCUCCCACACAAACUGCUCAUGUUUUUAUGGAGUGGAGGCUGUCCAAACGAAACUUAAGUCUGAAUUUUUAUCAGAUUGCUCUUUUGUCCUUCAAUUAAAGUUCUCAUGUAAGUCAUACAAUUUAUUAAAGAUCAAAUGGCAUGUUAAGCUUUAUUUGAAUUGUAUAAAUUUUGUGAUAUAAACCUCUGUAGAAACCAUGGAAAUCAGAGAUGCAUUUUUAUCGUGAAAGCUAAGUGACUCAGAAACAAAUUUUAUUAAUGUUGAUUUAACUUAAACCAUUCUUCAUCUAAAGUUUCUGUUACCCAGUUCAUUGACUUUUCAUUGAGGUAUUUAUUUUCAUUUAUUUAUAUGUUAACCCUUCAUGGAUGGUACAUCAAAGUAUAUUGAAAACUCACAGUAUUACCUUGAAAGAAGGGCACAUACAUGGGGUGUAAAUGAGCUUUAUAUAAAUAGGUUAUUUAUGGGCUUUCAGAACAUAUAUAUUCAUAUAAAUCAUAUGUAGAAAACUAUAUAUAUUGGUAUGAUUAAUCCAAUAUCCAACUCUUUUCCUCUUUUUUUUUCAUAAGGGCAUUUGGUUUGUCAGUAUUACACACCAUUCCUCUCUCUUUCAUUUUUAUACGCCCACAUUGAAAUGUGGUUGUAUAUUGUCGUCACCCCCGUCCGUCCGAAUUGUGGACGCUUUAGAGGCUAAAGUUAAUAUCCGAUUGACUUUAAAUUUAUACACAGUGUUUAAGGUCAUGAGACGAAGAAUCCUAUUCAUUUUCAGCAAUUUCCGACAAUUACUUCCAGAGUUAUGGCCCUUGAUUACUUCAAAAAAUCUUAUGGACGCUCUAGAGGCUAAAGUUAAUAUCCGUUUGACUUUAAAUUUAUACACAGUGUUUAAGGUCAUGAGACGAAGAAGUCUAUUGAUUUUCAGCGAUUUCCUAUAAUUACUGCCAGAGUUAUGGCCCUUGAUCACUUUGAAAAAUCUUGUGGACGCUCUAGAGGCUAAAGUUAAUAUCCGAUUGAGUUUAAAUUUAUACACAGUGUUUAAGCUCAUGAGACGAAGAAUCCUAUUGAUUUUCAUCCAUUUCCGAUAAUUACUGCCAGAGUUAUGGCCCUUGAUCACCUCAAAAAAUCUUGUGGACGCUCUAGAGGUCAAAGUUAAUAUCCAAUUAACUUUAAAUUUAUACACAGUGUUUAAGGUCAUGAGACAAAGAAGCCUAUUGAUUUUCAGCAAUUUCCGAUAAUUGCUGCCAGAGUUAUGGCCCUUGAUCACUUUGAAAAAUCUUAUGGACGCUCUAGAGGCUAAAGUUAAUAUCCGUUUGACUUUAAAUUUAUACACAGUGUUUAAGGUCAUGAGACGAAGAAGCCUAUUGAUUUUCAUCCAUUUCCGAUAAUUACUGCCAGAGUUAUGGCCCUUGAUCACCUCAAAAAAUCUUGUGGACGCUCUAGAGGUCAAAGUUAAUAUCCAAUUAACUUUAAAUUUAUACACAGUGUUUAAGGUCAUGAGACAAAGAAGCCUAUUCAUUUUCAGCGAUUUUCAAUAAUUACUUCCAGAGUUAUGGCCCUUGAUCACCUCGAAAAUCUUGUGGACACUCUAGAGGCCAAAGUUGAUAUCCGAUUGACUUUAAAUUUAUACGCAGUGUUUACGGUCAUAAGACGAAGAAGCGUAUUGAUUUUCAGAAAUUUCCAUUAAUUACUGCCCUUGAUCACUUCAAAAAAUCUUGUGGAUGCUCUUGAGGCUAAAUUUAUUUAAAUUUAUACACAGUGUUUGAGGUCAUGAGACAAGGAAUCCUAUUGAUUUUCAACAAUUUCCGAUAAUUACUACCAAACUUAUGGCCCUUUGAAAAAAUUGUGACAUUCUAGUGGCUAAAGUUAUCAUCCGAUUGACUUCAGACUGAUAAUUACUUCAUGAGUUGUUACUCUUAAUCAGAUUUUAGUGUAUUAUAAAUGUUUCAUUACCAAAAAAAGUAAAAAAUAUGCGACAACACUUGUUGACUGCCCGGAUGAUUUAGCUGCUGUGGGCGUAUGUUUCGUUGCCGGGCAACCUAUCUUUUUUGUUGUAGUGGAGCUUUCCUUUUUUUGAAAAUAAUCUUGUGUAUUUAAAACAAGAUUGAAGAAACUUUUGAAAUGAUUGAUACAUAAGUACUAUAUGAUAACCUAGAUUUUUCUAUUGACAAGAUUGAAAGAUAAAAAAUGUUUUUCAGUAGCAUAUGGUGUGUUAUAUAUGAACUACCAUCAUUCACAUAUUACUCAAAUGUUCAAAAUAUGCCAUUAAUGUAAAGCCCUCGGAUAUUGUGUAAUUAACAUCUGAGUACCGAUAUUAUAAAACAAUUUUUUAUGAAUAUGCUGGCUUGUAUGAAAAAUAUAGAAUUAUUGGGUUUUUAUUGGUCAAAAGACCUAAGACACAUGGGUGUUGAUGUGAAAUCAGAAGAAACCAAUGUAAACUUUAAAUGGCUAUGUUACUUAAGUUGUAAUUUAAAUAAAGUACAGGUAAAAUUCCCUGAGUAACAAAUGUGACAAGACAGUCUUAUCAAGUUUGUUGCUUGCAGAAUUUUACCUAUAUAUUUCAUUUAUAUUUUAUUUCAAUCUCCAGCCGUAUUCUUCCACCCAUCAUUGUAAGGAGUUAAUUUGUCAGUCUUGGAUUUCAUUUAAGUUAGAAUUGAUGGACUUGAUUCUUGAAUAAUUUUCGACCAGAUUCUUUAAAGAUACAAGUACUUUUGAUUGGAUAUAUGGUCUUAAAUUCUAUAUUUGUCUUUAAGCUAUAUAUUAAGAAACCAUAAUUUAUCAAGUAUAUGUAUUCAUCAAGUUUAUAAGCCUUCUGAUGUCAUUGUUAGUUGAGUUAUAAACAAGACAUCAGUGGACCAAGUCUUUGCAUUGAUAAGAAAAGUUUACAGUACAGAAUAAACGGAAGAAAUAAAAAACAGAAUUAAAAAAUAUUUGUUUAUAAUUAGAUUAGGUCCACUUUCAUUGGUUUCUGAGGAAUUUUCUCAUGAAGGUGAUUAGAAUUAUGCUUUGACUAGUGGUAGGGGUGUUGGGUUGCUGAAUGGUUUAACUUUUGCGUGUUAGAUCAUGCGAUCUGUCAUUGAGACAAGUGGCGUGAUUUCAACUGCUCACGUGUACAUGAAGAAGAAUAUGAAUAGGGUCGCCUGUCCAGCCUCAAAGGGGGUGGGGUAUGGGUCAUCCGAUUUUCUCCCACAGCUUAAGACCCCAACACACAAGCAAAUUAUUGAAGUAAAUUGAACCAUAUGUUCAUCCUAGUUUGUGUCAAGUGGGCAUUAACUCUCUCACUCUCUCUCUCUCUCACUCUCUCUCACUUAUGACUGUUUGGUGAGAAGAAACCCAGAUCAUUUGUCACUAUGAACUAAGUGGUAGUAAUCUGCUUAUGAAUUCAGUUUGUUUAUAUAAAGUAUGUGAUAGAGUAAAUGAUUGAUAGUCUAUGAUGGAUUACCCAUGAUGUAGAAGCAAAUUAAUGCAACAUUUGGAAUAAUGCAUCCUGAGAACAUUAGCUUUAACAAAUUGUUAACAUUUAUAGAUUUUGAGUAAAUCACAAACUGUGUAUAUUAAUUUUAUAGUGUAUAUUUUUAUUGUUAGGCUUUGUAUGAUAAAUCAUUGUAUAUACCUCAGACCUGGUAUACUACUUAUUUUUGCUAAUAAUAUAUUUAUGCAAAUUGUUGAAAAUUAAAUUAUUAUAUAUCUUAAAACAACACAAGUUGAUGGAGGAGGAAACAAUUACAAUAUUUGAUACAAUUCAUUGAAAAACAAUAUACACUGUUAAAACAGUAUUUCUUAGCAAGUAUUAAAGAUAUAUUUCUUUGACAAUCAAUAUCCUAUAGAAAAUAUGUGUUUAAAUUAUUUUUUUAUAAGAUAUUUCAAGAGAAGCAGGUAUUACGCAAUGAAAUAUUAACAUUAAGGUCAAUUUGAAUGUGUUAUCGAUGUCAUUAUCUUUGAUUUAUUAAUACUUGUUUUAAUUUAAGCAGGUUUUUAUGGGUUAUCCUCAAGAGGCUGAUUAUUCAUGACAUCAUUACUUCUUCUCUCAUCAAAACUUUCUCAUAUUAUUAUCAUGUAACUUUAUAUUAUCACCUCUAUUGUCAUGUUUGAUAUGCCCCUUGGAAAAAUAAAUAAAUACUAAUGGCAGAACUUAUGAUGAUAGUCAGUAUUAAAUUAAUUGAAUAAUUGUAUACUUAUUGUGAGAUUAUGCAAUUUUAUUUUUCUUGUUCACACAUAAGCACCAUACUAUUGGAUACUGUAAAGACAAAUUGCAUGGGUCAAUUGAAGGUCUAUUAAUUCUCAGAGGAAUAUAUCUUUAAGUAAGAUUUUAGAUUUUCAGUCACUAUCACACAUUUUACCAUCUUUUCUUUUGGAAUCCAACAACUUACAUUUUUAAAAAUCGCUUUGAAGAAAUUAAUAUGAUUACAUGUGUUAUUUAAAUUGGGUUUAUAGUUAUGAUUGCGGGUGUGAUAUUAUUAAAGCUGUGGGGAAAAAUAAAGUGAAAAAGUGUA
This is a messenger RNA of Patella vulgata (common limpet), 6807 nucleotides long. Its product is annotated as UDP-galactose translocator. Gene Ontology annotation, biological process: pyrimidine nucleotide-sugar transmembrane transport. The transcript has 3 exons. The record is from RefSeq and is a predicted model, not a curated record. Gene Ontology annotation, molecular function: UDP-galactose transmembrane transporter activity. NCBI's taxonomy places the organism in Eukaryota, Metazoa, Mollusca, Gastropoda, Patellidae. The annotation marks the transcript as partial. Gene Ontology annotation, cellular component: Golgi membrane.